Messenger RNA from Closterium sp. Yama58-4, 4899 nucleotides. NCBI's taxonomy places the organism in Eukaryota, Viridiplantae, Streptophyta, Zygnematophyceae, Desmidiales, Closteriaceae. The record is from the annotation of a GenBank genome assembly.
AUGAGCGCUCGCGGAUUGACCGCCGGAGGUCGACCCCAAACAGAUUUCCUUCAACGAAGCUCCCAAUUGGCCAGCACAACCUCCUCCUCCUCCGUACGCUCACUGAAAAUCACAGCCCUUGGGGGCCCCACGGCCAGGGGUGCUUCCCGGGGGACCAGGCAAGCAGGUCCGGUUCUUUGCCGCUCCAAACGCUUCACAUCCGCGUCGUCUCGCUCUGACGCGACGGGAAGUGAACGAGGUAGACAUGGCAACGGACGGCUGGAGUCUCUGCAGGAAUCUUUGACUUCUGGCCAGAGAGCUGCAUCCAAGGCGACAGCAGCACUGCUGGCAGCUCUCAUCACUCUCACGCCGACAGCCGCCGCCUGCUUCGCACCAUGGUCAGCUGAAGCAGCUUCCACGAAGUUCCCUUGCGAGGAUGUGGAGCAGUACUAUGCAGGGACGCAGGGGCUGAAAGGGGAGGCGCUAAAGGCGAAGCUGCACGACAUUAUAAAGGGUCACAAAGUGUACACCUACACCGAGGCAUGGGAUGCUCUGAAGAUUCUUGAUGCAGCGGACCAAUCAGAUCCUGCUAAAUCCCGUGACGUUGUGGAGAUCUACACGCGUAGAGCAGUGCCCAAGGACACGCAAGCCACGCCUGAAGGCUGGAACAGGGAGCAUCUGUGGCCUCGCUCCUAUGGCCUCACUCAAGGCCGCCCUGAGUUCUCCGACCUUCACAAUCUGAGACCUGCUGAUGUCAAUGUCAACUCCGCACGAGGCAACAAGUGGUACGGCGAAUGCGCGUCCACUGAUGGUACCUGUAUGGUGCCGGCCAACAGGGAGGCAGCAGCAGAUACCGCCACCAACAAGGACGUCUGGACUCCCCCCACUGAAGUGCGGGGAGACAUAGCACGCGCCCUGCUCUACAUGGCUGUGAGAUACGACGGCUCCGUGCCAGGCGAGCUGGACCUCGAGCUCUCAGACGACCCCAAAAUCGCCGAGGGCCAGAUGGGGCUGCUCUCACCGCUCCUCAAGUGGCACGCCCUCGACCCGCCCUCAUCACAGGAGGCCACGCGUAACGCCCGUGUGUGCUCUCUCUACCAGCACAACCGCAACCCCUUUGUUGACCACCCCGAGUUCGUCUCCCUCAUCUGGACCCCCGGGCCAGCCUCGGCACCAGCUGUAGGCUCGGGAGCAGACUUGGCCGCAGGCUCGGGAAGCGGGUUCAGCUUGCCAGGAGCAGCGCCGCCCGUGGGAGUGCCGGUGGGGGGAGCCUCGGGGGCGGCAGCAGGGGGGGCGAGCGGGGUGGCUGCUCCGCGGGUGCCUGGUUUGCAGGCAAAGGCAUGGUUCAAUGAAAUUCACUACAGCAAUGAAGGGCCGGAUAAGAACGAGUUCAUUGAGGUGGUUGUGAGUCCAGGCGUGGAUCCCUCGACCCUCACCAUCUACCUCUACAACGGAGCCAACGGGAAGACCUAUGGGAAGCUUCCACUCUCCAAGUUCAACCUUCCUCCCACCAACGUGAACGGCUUCGUGGUGUAUGGCAACACGUACGCUCAAGGAGGGCUGCAGAAUGGUCCAUCCGAUGGCAUGGCGCUCGUUUCACAGCCGGCAAAUGGCCCUGCCACUGUGAUUCAGUUCCUGUCGUACGAUGGCGAGUUGGUUGCUGUGGAUGGGCCAGCAAAGGGCUUUAAGUCGACAGAUAUUGGAGUGAAGGAGACGGAUAACUCGCCUGCUGAGAGCGCUCUUGGGCUGAUUGGAGUUGGGAAGAAGUACGAGGACUUCAAGUGGUCCAAGUUCAACAAGAAUGCGUCGCCUGGCCGUGUCAAUAUUUUGAGUGCCAUUCUCGCAACUACCAUUAGAAAUAUUGGUUCCGCUAGUCGAGAGCGUUAUCCGGCAGUUACUGAGCUUUCACGGAGUCAGUUCUCAUCCGACGACAACCCUAGCUGUUUUCGCGUAUCAUGGAUCCGGCAACCUGCGUGGGAGGAGGAUAACCAUGUAGGGGAGCAGGAGCGGCGAAGACCGUCAAAAGAACGGGAAGCGAAGCCGACGAGAAAAAAGAAAGAGAGCGGCGGAAGCAGCAGCAGCAGCGGUAAGAAGGCGGAGUCAAACGGUCCGACAAUACCUGAGGAGUUUAUGUGUCCGCUGUCGUUAACUGUCAUGACUGACCCCGUUAUAAUCGCAUCAGGCCAGACGUACGAGCGUGCUUCUAUCGAGCGGUGGUUCGCGGAGGGUAAGCGGACGUGUCCCAAGUCCGGAGUGCGAAUUGAUCAUACAAACUUCUGCCCGAACUUUGCCCUAAAAAGCAUGAUCUCUGAUUGGAUGGCGCAAGGUUCGGGCAGCCACACUUCAACUGCCCGACCCAGCACUGCCCCAGUGAAAAAAUCCGCGUCUCAUUCGGAGAGCGGUCCAAGCGACCACGAUCCCGAGCGGUUGUCUGAUGGGGCAGUGCGGAAGAAAAAAGUGGUCAAGAAAAAGAGCGCGGACGGCGGGGAGGAGAGCAAAGGGGAGAGAGGGCGGAAGGCGUCAGGCUCGGGAAGUGGUUCGGACGCCGGUGGUAAGGCGCGGGGGAGGUCCGUCAGCCCGCUGCCGUCGAACCUGUCAAAGAAAGUGGCGGCGAUGGGCGGGGAUGGGCAGGGAGGGGAGGGACCGACGGAUAUUAAAGCCGUAUGGGAUUCUAUAGCGUCGCAGAGCAGCAAGCCUAAGAAGGCAGGAGGUUUGCAGCGGCAUUUAUCGUACUUUCCGCGCGGUGAAGAUGGGUUCGGAUCUCCCGCCGACGAUGACGAUGACGUGGGGGGGAAGCUUUCCGCAGGAGUUUCCGCGCUCAAGUUAGGCCGCAGCGGCGGCGGCGGCGGCGUCGGGGGUGGCGGUCAGGGGAAGGUAUCAGAUCUUAUGAAGGGGAGGAGUAUGAAAAUGACAAGGAAGCAGCGGGAUAAGCUACUAUCGGAGAUAGGAGCGGAUGGGGUUAGAGGCGCCGCGGGGCUAAGGAUGCCCGCCGAUGCGCCGUCGUCGGGCGACGCGGACGAGGCGGCGCCGCCUUCGCUGCGCAGCAGCGCGAAGAUGCGGUCCCAGUCGGAAACGGGCAGGAAGGUGAAAAAGUCCGAGCGGGACGCGGAUAGGGUGGCGGGCGGGGGAGGGGGGAGGGGGGAGGAGGAGUACGGCGGGCACGGGGAGCACCUGGCGCCAGCGGGGAGAACUUUGGCGGGGGGAGGCGGAGGCGGAGCAGGCGCGAGCAUGUCCCCUCUGCCGCAGCGGCCGGGGUCGGUGGGGCACGGGCGGGUUCCUAGCGUUAGCAGCAACAGCAGCGGGAGCAGCACGGGCGGGCGACGGCACUUCGGUAUGGACUCUACUGAUGGGAGCAGCAUGGGCGGCGCGAGCAGCGCCAGCGGCGGCAGGCGGCAGUUCGCCGCGAAUCCCGGCGAUGAGCGGCCUAGGACCUCGGGCGCCGCGUUCGGGGGGGAGUACGGGCAGGGGGGCGGGGGCGGGGGGGAGCCGUGGAGGGGCGCGGGGUCGGGAAUGGCGCCUAGCGGAAGCACCGCGGGCAGGCCUAAGGGGCUGCGGAAAGGCGUGCUUAAAAACGCUGCUGGCGCAGCUGCUGCUGCUGGCGGAGGCGGCGGCGGGGGCGGGGGCGGAUAUGGCGGGGGGCAGGGGCAGGGUUUGGAACGGCUGACGUCAUCCAUCCCGCAGUGGCAGGCGGAUAUCGAGGCCAUGUCGGCCGGCAGAACGUUCCGAAAGUCGCCGACCAACCCGUCGCCCCACUUGCACGACGUGGACGUGGAGAGCACAUCAUCGGCCGGCAGGGCUUUCAGAAAAUCCACCACCAACCCCACAAUGCAAGAUGUAGACAUGGGGUAUGGCCAUGCCACCCCCCCCAUGACCCCUCCCCCUCAGUACCCCCCACAGCCGCCCCAGGGUCCUCCUGCUACAGGAGGUGGCGGUGGUGGUGCUCCGGGCGUGCCGCGACUGCAGAGAAACAGCAGCGCGCGCAGCACGUGCAGCAUGAUGAGCAUGCCGGGCGGCAGCAAUGAUGACCCGGGCGGCGCGCCGGUUCGGCGGGACAUGGGCCCGAUGGUGGAGGCGCUGAAUUUCGGGUCAGGUGUGGACCGGCGGGCAGCCGUGCGAGACAUCCGGACAGCGAUCAAGGGCUGCCCGGAAAACAAAGCGCAGCUGGUGCAGCUAGGGGGGAUAGAACCUCUAGUCGAAGUGAUCGAAUCAGACGACUUAGAAGCAGCAGAACACGCCGUGGCUGCUCUCAUGAACCUUUCCCUCCACUGGAACGCGUCGGGGGAGAUUGUACGAGCAGGCGGGAUACCCGCGCUGGUAGGCAUGCUCAACCACGGAACAGCGGCCUCGCAAGGCAACGCUGCUGCCACUCUGUUUGCCCUCUCCAAAGAGGACGAUCACAAGCUCAUGGUCCGAGCGUCGGGGGCCAUCCCUGCGCUCAUCUCUCUCCUCAAAACCGGCACGGUGCGAGCAAAGAAAGAUGCCGCUCUGGCGCUCUUCACUCUCUCCACGCAGGUCCGCUGCGCCCGGGAUAUUCUUAAAGCCGGAGCUGUGGAGGUCCUCCUAGGCAUGUGUGGUUCGGGCGACUCCGCCGACCCUCCCCCGCCAGGCUUGGAAGAGAAAGCCACGGCAGUGCUGUCGAACCUGGCCCGGUUCCCCGAAGGGUGCCAGUCGCUGGUGGAGUGCGACGGACUCACCAUGUUCGUUGAUCUUCUCGACGAGGGGUCCUCGGCGCGCGUGAAGGAGGACGCGGCGUCCGUGCUGCUGCAGCUGGCGGCCAUGGGGUUUGUCACGUACGGGGACUUGCUCGCGGAGGGCGUGCUGCCGUCGCUGGUGCGCGUGUCGCAGACGAGUGCUGAGAACUCGGAGGCCAAGACGCUGCUGCAGAUCCUGCGGCAGCACUGCGCGGAGAACAAGCGGUGA